CCUCCACACAGCUAUGAACAUCACUGAGGAGGAGAGACAGGGCAUCUAUGGAAGAGAGUCCCAUGAAGAGAACAUCAUCUUUGCCACAUUUUACAUCCUGGUCUUCAUCAUCGCUGUGCCUGGAAAUGCCUUAGCUCUGUGGGCCUUCUGUCGCCAGGCAAGCACCUCUCCCUCCAAGGUCUUCCUGAAGCACCUAGCCAUAGCAGACAUCUCCUACAUCCUCAUUUUACCCAUGCGUGUGAUUUACCACCUCUCUGACAGCCACUGGCCCUUUGGACACAUCCUCUGCCAACUAGCAGGCUUCCUGUUUUACGUUAACAUGUACUGCAGUGUCUACUUGAUGAGUUUCAUCAGCCUGGACAGACUCCUGGCCCUGCUUCUACCUGUCAAAUCACAGUUGGUAAGGAAGCCUGCAUAUGCAAGCGUGGCUGCUGGCAUACUAUGGGUGAUAGUCAUUGUGUCCAUGAGCCCUUUAAUUCUGUCCAAAAAGCAUAUGACCAACAAUUCAACUGGCACGUGUAGCCAGCUGUACUUGGAAAAGCCAUCUCCCACAGCUUUGGUUUCCACUAUUGUGGCAUUUGUUAUUCCCCUUGUCACCAUCAUGGUGUCCUACAUAUUGAUCCUGUUGAAACUAAAGACUGUCCAGCAAAAUGAAAAAAGACAGAUGAAAGACAAAGCUAUCAGAAUGAUUAUUCUCAUAAUGAUGAACUUCCUUUUUGCCAUUGUGCCUUACCAUGUGACUCGAGUCAUUUAUAUCCAUAGUCACAGUGACAGCCACAUGACUAUGGCAAAAAGUGAGUCACUUGCAAGAGCCAAUCGGAUCACCUCUGCACUGACCUGUGUUAGUGGUGUACUGGAUCCUCUAAUGUAUUUUUUCCUCACUAACACAUACAGGAACAUACUGCUGCAGCUAGUCCGUAGGGAAGACCAUCAUCAGCAAUCAACACGUAUCAUGUAGGCAACAUGUUUUCAAUACACUGUUUUUCUAUCAUAUUGCUAUAGGUCUU
Messenger RNA from Myripristis murdjan (pinecone soldierfish), 1007 nucleotides. Its product is annotated as uracil nucleotide/cysteinyl leukotriene receptor. The transcript has a single exon. Gene Ontology annotation, molecular function: G protein-coupled receptor activity. NCBI's taxonomy places the organism in Eukaryota, Metazoa, Chordata, Actinopteri, Holocentriformes, Holocentridae. The record is from RefSeq and is a predicted model, not a curated record. The coding region runs from base 14 to 958 and encodes 314 amino acids. Gene Ontology annotation, biological process: positive regulation of Rho protein signal transduction; phospholipase C-activating G protein-coupled receptor signaling pathway. Gene Ontology annotation, cellular component: plasma membrane.